Messenger RNA from Nothobranchius furzeri (turquoise killifish), 2107 nucleotides. It is a transcript of the gene arid6, whose product is annotated as AT-rich interaction domain 6. The record is from RefSeq and is a predicted model, not a curated record. Gene Ontology annotation, molecular function: transcription cis-regulatory region binding. Gene Ontology annotation, biological process: regulation of transcription by RNA polymerase II. Lineage: Eukaryota; Metazoa; Chordata; Actinopteri; Cyprinodontiformes; Nothobranchiidae. Gene Ontology annotation, cellular component: nucleus.
AAGUGUGUUUCUGACGUGACGGUGUUCUAGCAAGCAGGCUUAGUAGUUUUAAUCUGUUUCCAACUCAUUGGACGGAUCUCUACCCCGAACGCCGCGUUGGACUGUUUUUGAUCAGAAGGGUGAUGCGAUAAUUUCAGUCGUCUUUACUGAAACGAUGGAAACUCAGGUACAAGUGAACAUGGCACAGGGUGAAGUCCAGGAGAAGAGCACCAAAGAUCCCACGGAGGAGAUCACGGAGGAGCAAUUCCUGAAAAAUCUCUACAUUUUUAUGAAGAAGCGAGACACGCCGAUAGAGAGAAUCCCAAAUCUUGGAUUCAAACAAAUUGAUUUAUUUGUGAUGUUCAGGACAGUGAACGAGCUGGGCGGCUACCAUCAGGUGACGUCUCAUCAGCUCUGGAAGCGAGUUUACAACUCGCUGGGAGGGAACCCUCGCAGCACAAGUGCAGCCACCUGCACUCGCAGACAUUACGAAAAGCUCCUUUUGCCUUACGAAUGUCACCUGAAAGGCAUUUUAAUGAGCAGCUCUCCUCAGCUCCAGCCAAAGCCCUACCGCUACACCAAAGACGACGAGGGCGGUCAGAGACCAUCCAAGCGCAGGCUGCUGUCAUUGCCAACGGGAUCUCACAGCUACCAGUCAGACCCACAUGGGACCAUCUUCCCUCUUCAUCUCCCAUUCCAUCACUACUACAACCUAACCCACGCAAUUCUGCCUGCUUAUGUACCUAUCCCGUCCUCGGUGUUAACCCCACACGUCCCCUCUCUCCCUAAGCCCGAGUCCAAACGGAUGUUUUUCCAAACAUCUCAGCUAAACUCAAUCAACGCGGUGAAAGAGCCGCUGGAGCAACUCCGCUUCCUGGCUGAGCAGUACAAGACCUCAGAGGGAUUGAUGGAGCCGCUGAAUUUGAGCAAAAAGGAAUCGCCCAGAGAAGCUAAGAUCACCCCGGUCUCAUCGUUCUCCCCGCCUUCAUCCAGCAAGAAUCCAAAGUUUUUAAAUAAACCCUCUUCACUCUACAGCCCUCAUCAAGCAGGUGUGCUGAGAAGGGAAGCGAGUGAGACUCAAGAUGGUGAGUCCAAUGAAGGAGCCUUGGUUUUUUCAGAACCGUUAAAAGAAAAGAUGGACAGUGUCGAUGUCAAAGCCCUGACACCUUCACGCAGUCCUGUAAAUGACUCUGAUCUGAUAAUAGAUGAAGAUGUCUUUGAGGUUAUGUCCACUUCUCCAAAAACAAAUGUUUUAGUCGGACCAGCGGAGGAGAGAGAAGUCCGUCUGAGUCGUGAAACUUCAAAAGAAGAGAAAGACAACAUGGAAAUUGAGGUCCCUCUCUCUGUGUUCCGCAACUGGCUGAAGUUGUGGGGGUCUUCGGCAAAGUUGCCGGAAGUUAACGGGCCUUUUGUUCCUGAUCCAGAGCUGUCCUCUGGACAAAAGAGCUGGUCUGGCGUGGACAGUUUCCCCUCCGACCUGACGUCCUGGAUGAACCCUCACAACCAGGACUCAGCUGGGGACCUGAGGCUGAAGAAAGAGCCAAGUCCAAGUCCGAAGCCAAACACCCAGACAACCAGUCACCAGAAUAGUAGCAGCCAAAGCCUUUUCACCGACUACAAAUUCUCCCCUUCAGGUGUCGCUCCAAAAAUCCCAGCAGGCCGGGAAAUCUGGCCUCUCAAACAGCAGGAUCAGGAUCCGUACAGCGGCAAAUACACAAAAUCAUGGAAGACUCAAAAUAAAGACACCCAGGCCCCCUCCAAACCCGUCGCUACAGAUUCUAGUUUCAUCAGACCUCCACAAGUCAUUGCUCCUAGGUUCGUUAAAGGCGACACAGUCUGGGGAGGUCAGCAGAGGUUAGAGAUGGAACCUGCCGCCGUGGUCAUGGUGGACUCCAUCCCUGCAUCUGUGCUGCCCCUCACCAAGGAGGAGGUGAUGAAGCUGAAGAAAAUCAUAUCAAGCUCCUCAUGAAGAUCCCACACUGAUAGCAACACUGCAGUGAAGCUGCUUUGUUUUGUAUUAUAUGUACUUUAUUAUGAAAGUAUAACAUUAUUGUAUAGUUUUAAAGAGUUUUAUUUAAUAAACAAAUUAAGAUGUCAUGAUUCAGAAAUAUUAAAUGUGUAAAUAAUA